AUGCAAAAAAAAAUCCCUGAUACAGUAGAAGUAAAAAAAAGGAGUGGCUCUACGUAUCUAGCAUACAAUGUUCAUAUCAAUGGUGCUUUUCAUGCUGCUGUGAGGUUUUCAGACUUGUAUAAUUUCAAUGAUCAAUUAAAGAAGAACUUUGGUGGUAGAAUUUCAACCCCCUUUCCUCCAAGAAAGAUUUUGUCUCUUACUCCAGUACAAAUUGAAGAAAGAAGAGAACAGUUAGAGAAGUACUUGCAAGAUGUCUGUCAAGAUGUUGAUAUUGCAUACAGUGAGAUCUUUUCAAGCUUUCUUAGAAAUUCUCAAAAGGAAUAUUGCAAUGCUUUGACUGAGACAGUUUCUUUGGAUAUAUUUCUAAUGAAUGGACAAAAGAUCUCACUAAAGGUUGUUUCUACUGACAGCACAGAUGAUGUACUUGAGGCUGCCAUGUCAGAAAUUAAUUUGAGUGAUGAUUUGGUGCACUACUUUGCAUUGUUUUUAAUAAAAAGAGAAGAAGAUGGUGGAGCUUCAAUUGUGAGAAAGCUUCAAGACUAUGAAUCACCAUAUCUGAGUAUGCAGGAACUUCAGGGGACUUAUAGAAUUGCAGUUCGCAAAAGCUUUUGGGAUUCUAAGAUAGAAGACAAAAUUCUAGAGGAUAAGAUUGGAAUGAACUUAUUAUAUGUUCAGGCUGUAAGUGACAUUGAAAAAGGCUGGGUUGUUGGUCCCAAAGAGGCCUACUCAAGACUAGCUGAGCUAAAACAGAGUGGGUCAAAAAAGGAGUAUCUAAGACUUGCAAGAAUGAUGAAAUACUAUGGUUUUAUACAAUUCAAGCCUUGCAUCACAAAUUACCCAGAAGACAAUACAAGAGUACUUGUGAGUUGUGGUGAAAGAGAGCUUAACUUCAGACUUCAAACAUCAGAUCAUAAAGUACAAGAGGGCAGCUUUAAAGUAACACGAAUGAGAUGCUGGAGAAUAACAUCAUCGACUAUUUCAGAUGAAGAUAAUAAGAAAACAGAUGAAAAUAUGGAGCUUGCUUUUGAAUAUUUGUUAGGCAAAGACAACUUACAUUGGAUCACAGUGUACAGUGAUCAGGCAAUACUGAUAAGCAUGUGCUUACAGAGUAUUGUUGAUGAAAUCUUGAGACUUAAACAAGGCAAGCCAAUUAAGAGUGUCAAGAAAAAGAGCACAAAGAAAAGAAAUGAUAGAUAUGAAAGGUGUAACUCUAUAUCUUCAACUGCUUCCAACGAGGGUGAAGAAAACAAAUCACCUAAUUCAAAUGCAGAAUCAACUGAAAACAAGACUUCAAGUCCUUCUCCUUCAGUAACAACAAAGAAAAAAUCACAGAAACCAGCUGCUCAGAACUAUUUACCAGUACCACAAAAUCAAGUACCAACAUCUAAAAACACCAAAACAAAUGAAGUUUUUGAGGGGAUAGGAGAUGAUGAUCUGUAGCUCAACACCAUUAUGGUAACCUGUCCAUGCACAUUACUAACUGGGAAUUAGCACAGAAAAGGGAUGCAAAAACUUAGUUACACUGCUUUAAACACAUAAAGCUCAAAAGAACAUUUAUACUAGAAAUAUUUUUCUCCUAAAUCAAGAUUAUCAAAAGAGUUCCUCAAUAAUAAUUAUUGAAAUUCAGAUCAUUCCAAAUUACGAUAAUGUAAGAUGUUUUUGAUGGACAUGAAUUUUCAAAAGAAGGAGCUUAGCUUUGCAUUUUCAAUUGUUGAGAUGUACAAGAUGUAUGUCUUUAUGUUUCUUUAGAGAUCAAUGCAACUGCUACACAAAUUCUUUUUACAAAUUUACCAUAAAUYGGCUUACAGUAUUCACCUCCAUACUGUAGAUUUACUACCAAGAAAUUUUAUAAUAGAUUUUUUAUAUGUAUGUUAUCRCAUGUGUCAUUGCAUUUAGCAUGGAACUAUUGAAUACCCUGCACUCAAAAUACUCUAUGCUUAUCUUUGGACCAGAGGUUCCUGAACCGCACUUGGCAGAAAAAGUCUCUUAAAUAAGGCUUAAUUGGCAAAAGUAUCAGGGUAACACAUUUUCAGAUAGUCCAAUAUUUUCUUUAGUGUGGAUCCAAAGUAAUAGCCAUGCAAUUUUGCAGUGAAUAGCUUUCUUCACAGGUUCACUCUUGAAAUCACAAAAGUGUAAAUGAAAACAUGGUGCAUGCACCUGUUCGAUGCAUUUGAUGCUUGUUUUUUUUUGGGACAUAAUAUGUUAGAAUACAGGAAGCCCAGAUUAUAAUUUUGGUGCAUGGAUAUUAUCUAUUUAAAAACAAGUUUUGAAAUAUGUAAAGAAACAAGUAGCCAAUUUUGAUUGGAGCAGAUUAAGGUUUUUUUCCUGGUGCAGUGUAUUCGAUGAUUACUCUACAUUUACAUGUAGUUCAAAACAAUGUUGCAUGUGAUAAUAAUAUUAGCUAGCAUUGUCAGCCUUGACAUUUUGUUCACACAGAACCAUUAAAAAAUAUAUCAUUCCAUGUUUAGCCAUAAAUAUCUGUGCAUUAAAAUCAUUACAAAGACACAGAACCAGGAGGAAAUAGUUUUCAACUUGGCAUUGAAAGGCUAAUCUGUCACUUUCCUUUUGGGUCUAAGUGAACAAAAAAUAUGUACAUUGUGAGUAAUGACUGUAGUUUUCUAUACUUUUACUAGCCUGUGUACAUCCGUUUCUCACCCCUCAAAAAAUCGGGGAGA
Messenger RNA from Exaiptasia diaphana, 2675 nucleotides. RefSeq names its product sorting nexin-17-like. Gene Ontology annotation, cellular component: early endosome. Gene Ontology annotation, biological process: intracellular protein transport; signal transduction. Gene Ontology annotation, molecular function: phosphatidylinositol binding. Bases 1 to 1440 code for a protein of 479 amino acids. The transcript is spliced from 15 exons. The record is from RefSeq and is a predicted model, not a curated record. Lineage: Eukaryota; Metazoa; Cnidaria; Anthozoa; Actiniaria; Aiptasiidae.